GAGGGCAGGGCGCUGCAUGCAUGAGACCCGCAGACCCUUGCAAGCUGGAUGCCCUCUGUGGAUGAAAGAUGUAUCAUGGAAUGAACCCGAGCAAUGGAGAUGGAUUUCUAGAGCAGCAGCAGCAGCAGCAGCCGCCGCCGCAGCCUCAGUCCCCCCAGAGACUCCUGGCGGUGAUCCUGUGGUUUCAGCUGGCGCUGUGCUUCGGCCCUGCGCAGCUCACGGGCGGGUUCGAUGAACUUCACGUGUGUGCUGACCCAGGUGUCCCGGAGAAUGGCUUCAGGACCCCCAGUGGAGGGGUUUUCUUUGAAAGCUCUGUAACCCGAUUUCACUGCCAAGACGGAUUCAAGCUGAAGGGCUCUACAAAGAGACUGUGUAUGAAACAUCUUAAUGGAACCCUAGGCUGGAUCCCAAGUGAUAAGACCAUCUGUGUGCAAGAAGAUUGCCGUAUCCCUCAAAUUGAAGAUGCUGAGAUUCAUAACAAGACGUAUAGACAUGGAGAUAAGUUAAUCAUCACUUGUCACGAAGGAUUCAAGAUCCGUUACCCCGACCUGUACAACAUGGUUUCACUAUGUCACGAUGAUGGGACGUGGGAUAACCUGCCCAUUUGUCAAGGUUGCCUGAGACCUCUAGCCUCCUCCAAUGGCUACGUGAACAUCUCUGAGUUCCAGACCUCCUUCCCAGUGGGGACUGUGAUCUCCUAUCGCUGCUUCCCUGGAUUCAAACUCGAGGGGUCUGAAUAUCUUGAGUGCUUACACAACCUUAUCUGGUCGUCCAGCCCACCCCGGUGCCUUGCUCUGGAAGUCUGUCCUCUACCUCCAAUGGUGAGUCACGGUGAUUUCAUCUGCCACCCGCGGCCUUGCGAGCGCUACAACCACGGAACUGUGGUGGAGUUUUACUGCGAUCCCGGCUACAGCCUCACCAGUGACUACAAGUACAUCACCUGCCAGUACGGAGAGUGGUUUCCUUCCUACCAAGUCUACUGCAUCAAAUCAGAGCAAACAUGGCCCAGCACCCAUGAGACCCUCCUGACCACGUGGAAGAUCGUGGCAUUCACGGCAACCAGCGUGCUGCUAGUACUGCUGCUUGUGAUCCUGGCAAGGAUGUUCCAGACCAAGUUCAAGGCCCACUUCCCCCCCAGGGGGCCUCCCAGGAGUUCAAGCAGUGACCCCAACUUCGUGGUGGUGGACGGCGUGCCCGUCAUGCUCCCAUCCUACGAUGAGGCUGUGAGUGGUGGCUUGAGUGCCUUAGGCCCUGGAUACCUGGCCUCCGUGGGCCAGGGCUGCCCCUUACCUGUGGAUGACCAGAGCCCGCCAGCAUACCCUGGCUCAGGGGACAUGGACACGGGUCCAGGGGAGUCAGAAACCUGUGACAGCAUCUCAGGCUCUUCCGAGCUGCUCCAGAGUCUAUAUUCACCCUCCAUGUGCCAAGAGGGCACCCACCCUGCUUCUGACAACCCUGACACAAUUGCUAGCACGGUGGGGGAGGUGGCAUCCACCAGCCCAGGCAUCGACAUUGCAGAUGAGAUCCCUCUAAUGGAAGAAGAUCCCUAA
This is a messenger RNA of Cynocephalus volans (Philippine flying lemur), 1550 nucleotides long. RefSeq names its product sushi domain containing 4 (gene SUSD4). The transcript has 9 exons. The record is from RefSeq and is a predicted model, not a curated record. Gene Ontology annotation, biological process: negative regulation of complement activation, alternative pathway; negative regulation of complement activation, classical pathway. The coding region runs from base 69 to 1550 and encodes 493 amino acids. NCBI's taxonomy places the organism in Eukaryota, Metazoa, Chordata, Mammalia, Dermoptera, Cynocephalidae.